This is a messenger RNA of Scutellospora calospora, 378 nucleotides long. Lineage: Eukaryota; Fungi; Glomeromycota; Glomeromycetes; Diversisporales; Gigasporaceae. The record is from the annotation of a GenBank genome assembly.
AUGUGCUAUGAUACAGUUGGUAAAGCGACUGCAAUACUUCAGAAAUUUCCAAAUAAAAGUGAGCAAGCAAAGAAUCAUCUAAAAAAAUGCCAGCAUUUUAUUGAUAAGCAAGGCAGUAUAGAAGUAGCAUCAAAAAUAUUGGGCAUUAGCUUAGAAGAGGAGAAUGAAAUGUUAAAUUUUUUAAAUCCUACUUUAAAAUUACCUGGACAUCGAGCAUUCAGUGGAAGAAUUUUAAAUCAUAAAAUAAAAGUUUUUGACAAUAAUAUGAUGAGAAAAUUUAAAAAUAACUCUGUUAGACUGAUACUUGCUUUUGAUAGUUGGACCAACGUAGUUAAUCAAAAUAUUAUGGGUGCAGUUCUUAUUACACCCGAAAGAGAG